Camelus dromedarius (Arabian camel) is the source of this 3543-nucleotide messenger RNA. RefSeq names its product euchromatic histone lysine methyltransferase 1 (gene EHMT1). Gene Ontology annotation, cellular component: nucleus; chromatin. Gene Ontology annotation, biological process: peptidyl-lysine dimethylation; negative regulation of transcription by RNA polymerase II. Gene Ontology annotation, molecular function: p53 binding; histone H3K9 methyltransferase activity; zinc ion binding. The record is from RefSeq and is a predicted model, not a curated record. Lineage: Eukaryota; Metazoa; Chordata; Mammalia; Artiodactyla; Camelidae.
CACAGUGGGGCUGGAGCCCCAUUUCCUGCUUCUGCUUCCUGUCAUUUCACAAAACUGCUUUGUAGGUUUGACCACACUUUAUUGAGUUUCUCUUUGAAAACAGUGUAGCUUCUGGGAACCAUAUUUUGGGCUUGUCUCUUUAGGAACUUCCUGUUCUUUGCCAUUUCACGGGACUUGCCUUGUUUGAUGGCGGCUUCUGUCUCACAGUGAGUGGGCAGCUUGGCUCUGAUUUACGUUGCUCACUCAGCAUAUCACGCAGGGGUACUUGCUGGAGCCCGGUUACUUUGGUGUACCGCAGUUGUGAUGCAAAAAGUGUCAGUUCCAGAGUUGAGAAGUUCUUCCAUUUACUGUCCCACUUUUUUUUAACUUACGGUUUUUUUCACUUAUUUAGAAAAACUGCCAAAUCGUCAAAGGUUUUGGAUUUUAAAAAACAAAAGUUGAAGUGGUUAUUUAAACUCUUCAAAGGUGGCUUUUUGUUUUUCUUGUGGUGUCUUCGUAAGUAAGUCACUUUCUCAGUAAGAUCACUGUCAGUUGAUAUUUUAUUUUGGAAAAGUUUUUGGACUGCUUUCUGCAUCCCACUAUUAAUAGGUUUGUACGUUCUGAUCGGAGUAUAUUGAAAACUCUCUUCCCGGGGUUCUGUAAGCGUUUGUUGAGCAGUCUCUGUUUAUGAAGAGCUGUUCUAGGUGUUGUGUAAGAGGACACGCAAGUUUAUGAGAUUGGUCUCUGACGUCACAAAACCUACGAGUGUAAUAGAGCAGAUAUUACCAAGCAGGAAACGAGGUGGAAUCAGUGAAAAGUAAACAAGAAGAGGCCUGCGCUGCUGCCGUGGGUGCUGCAGGCAGACUUGUGGGAGCUCCCUGAGGAAGAGAGCAGGCGGUUCCGGCAAAGGGGGAGACGAAGCAGGACCGCUGCCUGAGAGCUGAGCUGCUGAGAGAAGAGACUCCUAUGGCGGCGGACGAGGGCUCAGCUGAGAAGCAGGGUGGGGAGGCCCAUGCGGCUGCAGACGGCGAGGCCAAUGGGUCCUGUGACAAGAGCGAUGCCAACAGUCACCCAAACGCAGUGAAGCUCACUCAGGAAGGCACGAAAGUCGGCCCCCAGGAAGGUGCCGGCCCGGCGGCUCGAAUCGCGGAAAAUGGGAUUUCAGACAGAGACCCUGAGCUGGGGAAGCCCAAUCACGUUCGCGCCGACGGCUUCGCUCAGACCUCCAGCGUUGGCAGCAACGGCUACUUCCUCGGCAAGGCCUCCCUGUCGGAGCAGUCGCUGCGGGGCGCCAGCACCUUGGCCUCCUCCCUUCCCGGUCACGCGGCGAAGACCCUUCCCGGCGGGGCCAGCAAAGGGAGGACUCCCAGCGCCUUUUGUCAGCCGCCGGCCGCGGCGCCGGCUCCGCUCGGGGAGGGGAGCAAGGAGGCGGAGGACAGGAGGGCUCCGGCCCCAGGCGCCGACGUCAAGGUGCACCGGGCGCGGAAGACCAUGCCGAAGUCCAGUCUGGGCCUGCACGCGGCUGCCAAGGAUCCCAGGGAUGGUCGAGACGCCCGAGACCCCGAGGAGCCGAGAGAGGAGACGGGCAGAAACGCCCCUGAGUUUGGUCGGCAGCAGCUUUUACCCCCCUUCCCGCCCCUUCACCAGUCACUACCUCAGAACCAGUGCUACGUGGCCACCACGAAGUCACAGACAGCUUGCUUGCCUUUUGUUUUAGCAGCUGCAGUAUCUCGGAAGAAAAAACGAAGAAUGGGAACCUAUAGCCUGGUUCCUAAGAAAAAGACCAAAGUGUUAAAACAGAGGACGGUGAUUGAGAUGUUUAAGAGCAUAACUCAUUCCACUGUGGGCGCCAAGGGUGAGAAGGACCUGGGCGAUGGCGCCCUCCACGUGAACGGGGAGAGCCUGGAGAUGGACUCAGAGGAGGACGACUCAGAAGAGCUAGAUGAGGAUGAGGAGCCAGGCGCCCCGCCGGCCGUGUUCCCCGCGGAGGACGGCAGGACUUCUCAGGACAGCGCUCUGGAGCCUGACCGCCCCCAGAAGACGGACGGGGAAUCGGAAGAGGAGCAGGAGUCGGCCGGCACCGGGGAGGAGGAGGAGGACGGAGACGAGUCAGACCUGAGUUCUGAAUCCAGCAUCAAGAAGAAGUUUCUCAAGAGGAAAGGGAAGCCUGACAGCCCCUGGAUCAAGCCGGCCAGGAAGAGGCGGCGGCGGAGCAGAAAGAAGCCCUGCCCAGUGCUAGGUGCUGAAGCCUACGCGUCGUCUUCGGGGAGCGCGGAGCCGACGGCACCGGGAGACAGCUUGGGAUACAUGGAGGUGUCACUGGACUCCUUGGAUCUCCGUGUCAAGGGGACGCUGCCCGCAGAAGCAGAAGGGCUGGCCAACGGUCCCGACGUGGGGGAGACGGACGGCCUCCAGGAGUUGCCCCUCUGCAGCUGCCGGAUGGAAACCCCGAAAAGCCGAGAGAUCACCACUCUGGCCAACAACCAGUGCAUGGCCACCGAGAGCGUGGACCACGAACUGGGCAGGUGCACAAACAGCGUGGUCAAGCACGAGCUGAUGCGCCCGUCCAGCAAGGCGCCGCUCCUGGUGCUGUGUGAGGACCACCGUGGCCGGAUGGUGAAGCACCAGUGCUGCCCCGGCUGCGGCUACUUCUGCACAGCGGGUAACUUCAUGGAAUGUCAGCCUGAGAGCAGCGUCUCUCACCGUUUCCACAAAGACUGUGCCUCUCGAGUGAACAAUGCCAGCUACUGUCCGCACUGUGGGGAGGAGACCUCCAAGGCCAAAGAGGUGACCGUCGCAAAGGCAGACACGACCUCCACCGCGAUGCUGGUCCCCGGGCAGGAGAGGAGCCCUGCACUGGAGGGCAGGGCCGACACCACUACGGGCAGCACUGCUGGAGCCCCGCUCUCAGAGGACGACAAGCUGCCCGGCACCGGCCCCCCCGGGCCCGAGGGCCUCGACCCUACCGGGCCGGCCGGGCUGGGGAAGCCGGCCCCUGGGAAGGAGACCCUGGAGAGCGCGCUCAUCGCCCUGGACUCGGAGAAACCCAAGAAGCUCCGCUUCCACCCGAAGCAGCUGUACUUCUCGGCACGGCAGGGGGAGGUGCAGAAGGUGCUGCUCAUGCUGGUCGACGGCAUUGACCCCAACUUCAAGAUGGAGCACCAGAACAAGCGAUCCCCCCUGCACGCCGCGGCGGAGGCCGGCCACGUGGACAUCUGCCACAUGCUGAUCCAGGCGGGCGCCAAUAUCGACACCUGCUCGGAGGACCAGAGGACCCCGCUGAUGGAGGCGGCCGAGAACAACCACUUAGACGCGGUGAAGUACCUCAUCAAGGCCGGUGCCCUCGCGGACCCUAAGGACGCAGAGGGCUCCACCUGCCUGCACCUGGCUGCCAAGAAAGGCCAUUAUGAGGUGGUGCAGUAUCUGCUUUCAAAUGGACAGAUGGACGUCAACUGUCAGGACGAUGGUGGCUGGACGCCCAUGAUUUGGGCCACGGAGUAUAAGCACGUUGACCUCGUGAAGCUGCUGCUGUCCAAGGGGUCCGACAUCAACAUCCGAGACAAC